Molecule: messenger RNA, 1237 nt
Organism: Capsella rubella
Lineage: Eukaryota; Viridiplantae; Streptophyta; Magnoliopsida; Brassicales; Brassicaceae
Product: rac-like GTP-binding protein ARAC5
Exons: 7
Coding region: 350-940 (196 amino acids)
Biological process (GO): establishment or maintenance of cell polarity; regulation of cell shape; actin filament organization
Cellular component (GO): cytoskeleton; cell cortex; cell projection
Molecular function (GO): GTPase activity; GTP binding; protein kinase binding
Source: RefSeq, a predicted model, not a curated record
UUGGUGUAGCGUUAGCUGGCAUAAGGUUGUAUGAAAAGCUCAUCUCAAAGUCACCAACGGCCCAAACAAGACCAGAGAAAAAAUAAACAACAAAAAAUUUAAAGCAAAUAUUUUUCUCAUUCUUCUUCUUCUGCCAUUAUCUCUCUCUCCCUCAUUGAUUUCAGUUUUGCUACUUUUGAAUUUUGCCCGUGUUGUGCUAUUGGGGGAUUGGAGUUCGAGUUUACGUUUUUUUUUUUUUUGAGUGAGUAAAGCUUGUGUCUUGGUUCUUGGGAAUGGCUGGGAUUUGAAGAAACAACCAAAAAAAGAAAAGAAGUGAUUUUUUUUUUUUUUUUGAAUUUUUGCUGCUGAGAUGAGUGCUUCGAGGUUUAUAAAGUGUGUCACCGUCGGUGAUGGUGCCGUCGGAAAAACAUGUAUGCUGAUUUCUUACACAAGCAACACUUUCCCUACGGACUAUGUUCCAACUGUUUUCGACAACUUCAGUGCUAAUGUGGUUGUAGAUGGGAACACAGUGAAUCUUGGAUUGUGGGAUACAGCCGGUCAAGAAGAUUAUAACAGGUUAAGACCAUUGAGUUACCGUGGUGCAGAUGUCUUCAUUCUUGCAUUCUCGCUUAUUAGCAAGGCUAGCUAUGAGAAUGUAGCCAAGAAGUGGAUUCCUGAGCUUAGGCAUUAUGCCCCUGGUGUUCCUAUUAUCCUUGUUGGAACAAAACUCGAUCUUCGAGAUGACAAGCAGUUCUUCAUAGACCAUCCUGGUGCAGUGCCAAUUACUACAAACCAGGGAGAGGAACUAAAGAAACUGAUAGGAUCUCCAAUCUACAUUGAAUGUAGCUCAAAGACGCAGCAGAAUGUGAAAGCAGUCUUUGACGCAGCGAUCAAAGUGGUGCUUCAGCCACCGAAACAGAAGAAGAAGAAAAAGAACAAGAAUCGUUGCGUCUUCUUGUGAUCAUCGAUUUAGGUAACAAAUGAAGUUGAAGAAGAAAACACCAGCAUCAAAAUGCAGCAACAUUGUAUAGUUGUUGAAUCCGGCUUGUUUCGAACUUUGCACACUUUUUCUUUUGCUGGUGAAUCUAAUGUGUGAAGUGAGGCCAAGGAGAUGAGUUCUUGGUGUGUUGUUGUACUAUUGCUAUGUAGACUAAUCUCUUAAUCCUCUCUCUCUUUUUCUUUUUUUGUCUUUGUUUUUGCUGUUGGGAACCAAUUUGUAUUUUCCGUUAACAGAUGAAUUUAAUUAAUUUUAUAGUGA